GAGUCACAAACACACCGGCAGAAACCGAAAGAAGAACUUCCGGCAGACGCUGGUGUUAGCUUGAAGCUAUAGAUUAGCAUAAACACUGUAUUUCACAGUAGAGCUUGUCAUUUUAAUUGUUGCCAUGAAUUAAGAUUGGACUGUCCAUUCCGUUUAGUGUCACGGUUGGACAGAGAGGCGGCAGACAUGUAUAACUCGGGGAAAUACAGCUCGCGGGGGCCUGCUCUCAUCCCGCGGAUGAAAACAAAGCACCGCAUAUACUACAUCACCCUCUUCUCUGUGGUGCUGCUUGGACUCAUCGCCACCGGGAUGUUUCAGUUCUGGCCCCACUCCAUUGAGUCGACAGCCGACUGGACACUUGAUAAACGCAGUGUCCACGACGCACCUCUGAUUCGCCUGCCUGUCUCUAGUCCCAUACCUGAGAGGGGUGACCUCAGUUGUCGCAUGCACACCUGUUUUGAUGUGUACAGAUGUGGCUACAACCCUAAGAACAGAAUCAAGGUCUACAUCUACCCUCUGCAGAGGUUUGUGGAUGAGUUGGGGGUUCCCAUCAGCAGCACUGGACUCUCUCGAGAAUACAACGACCUUCUCAGUGCCAUCUCAGACAGUGACUUUUACACUGAUGACGUCACAAGGGCAUGUCUUUUUAUCCCAUCUAUCGAUGUGUUGAAUCAGAACUCCCUGCGGAUCAGAGAGACUGCCCAGGCUUUGGCAAUGCUACCCAGAUGGGAUAAAGGGAUGAAUCACCUACUGUUCAACAUGUUGCCUGGUGGCCCUCCUGACUACAAUACUGCCUUGGAUGUACCCAGAGACAGAGCGCUGCUGGCAGGAGGUGGUUUUUCUACAUGGACUUACAGACAAGGUUAUGAUGUCAGCAUCCCAGUCUACAGCCCCCUCUCUGCUGAUGUUGAGCUGCCUGAGAGACAGCCUGGGCCAAGGCGCUACUUUAUUCUGUCUUCUCAAACUGCCAUUCACCGGGAGUACCGUGCCGAACUGGAGCGUUUGAAGGAAGAAAAUGGAGAAGCACUCCUCCUUCUGGACAAGUGCAGCAACCUCUCCCAGGGAGCUGCCUCUGCACGAAAACGGUGCUACAAAGGGCAGGUGUAUGACUACCCACAGAUCCUACAGGAGUCUUCAUUCUGUGUGGUCUUACGCGGAGCACGACUGGGUCAGGCCGCCCUGAGUGAUGUGCUGCAGGCUGGCUGUGUCCCUGUCAUCCUGGCUGACUCCUACAUUCUCCCGUUCUCUGAAGUACUUGACUGGAAAAGAGCAUCCGUGGUCAUUCCAGAGGAGAAGCUGUCAGAAAUGUACACCAUCCUAAAGAGCAUUCCUCACAGACAAGUGGAAGAAAUGCAGAGACAGGCACGCUGGUUCUGGGAGGCCUACUUCAGCUCCAUGAAGGCGAUUGGCUUGACAACGCUCCAGAUCAUCAAUGACCGCAUUUACCCAUAUGCUGCACGCACCUACGAGCAGUGGAACAAUCCACCUGUUGUGAAGUGGACCAGUGUGAACAGCCCUCUGUUCUUGCCACUUAUCCCGCCAAGGGCUCCCGGCUUCACAGCAGUGGUGCUAACCUACGAUCGUGUUGAGAGUCUUUUCCGGGUCAUCACAGAAAUCUCUAAGGUGCCAAGCUUGGCUAAGCUUCUGGUGGUGUGGAAUAACCAGAACAAGAGUCCUCCCGAGGAAUCUCUUUGGCCAAAAAUUGGCGUCCCUCUCAAAGUCGUGCGAACCAAAGAGAAUAAACUUAGCAACCGUUUCUUCCCUUACGACGAGAUCGAGACCGAAGCUGUGCUGGCGAUUGAUGAUGACAUCAUCAUGCUGACAUCUGAUGAACUGCAGUUUGGCUACGAGGUAUGGAGGGAGUUUCCAGACAGGCUAGUGGGCUACCCCGGGCGGCUACACCUCUGGGACCAUGAAAUGGGGAAGUGGAAGUAUGAGUCAGAGUGGACCAAUGAAGUCUCCAUGGUUCUAACGGGAGCUGCUUUCUACCACAAGUAUUUCAACUAUUUGUACACAUACAAGAUGCCAGGAGACAUAAAGAACUGGGUGGACGCUCACAUGAACUGUGAAGAUAUUGCUAUGAACUUCCUGGUGGCUAACAUCACAGGCAAAGCCCCCAUAAAGGUGACCCCGAGGAAAAAGUUCAAGUGCCCUGAGUGUACUGCCAUCGAUGGACUGUCCCUAGAUCAGACACACAUGGUGGAGAGAUCCGAGUGUAUCAACAAGUUUGCAUCAGUUUUUGGAACGAUGCCUCUGAAGGUGGUGGAGCACCGUGCAGACCCAGUGCUCUAUAAAGACGACUUUCCAGAGAAGCUCAAGAGCUUUCCUAACAUCGGCAGCUUGUAACACAUGUUUGGGCCUCAUCACAGCCUCAACCCUCGGACACUUUCCCAAAAAAACGUCUCCUAUUCAAAAACGUCAACUUUCAGACUCAAGUGCUGUCCUCUCUGGUCAAGUAACUUCUGACUUUUUUUUUAAUUGAAUUUGAAUCACAGAAUUUGGCAGGACAUCGAGUUAAUGUUCUAGUUCACAGAGAACAUUAAACCUGAAACCUGAACAUAUCACUGAAUGUCACAAGAGUGAUUUCUUUAGUUAUUGAAAAACGUUUACCAACACUAAUGUGCACAUUCAUGUUACAUGAACUGCUUGCCAAGGGUCACCCUGAGUCUGAUGUUGAUUGACCGGCUCACUUACUUGAGGCUUGUGGUCCCCCUCUAGUCCUGGAGCUGGGAACUUUGAGCUUGAAGCUCCAUAUACACUGUAUAUAUUUGUAACUGUAUCAGUGCUGUAUGAUAGCCCUAAUUUAUGAUCCUCCCACUAGAAUCGUCCAUAUAUCUUAAUUUCCAAAGCUGACAGAACAGAUCCCUCGACUCUAUGAAAAGAAAAAAGUAGUAAAAGUGCUAAAUGUGAACUUGCAUGACAUAUAUAUUAAACAACAUAUCUCAAUGUGAUUGUACACAGCUGAUGUACGGUAAGUGGUUCACAUUUGUUCUGUUUUACACAAUUGGACUGGGCUGUUAGACAAAGCUGGUACCAUAGAUCUAAUAUUUAGAGUGAGUAACUGCUGAUUUCAACAAGAGAUGCUGACCUGAUGGAGCAUUUUACAUUUAAAUUUUAUACGGUCCGAUAAAGCCUUUUGUUGUAUUUAUAUAUGUACAAUUGUACAUAUUGGUUAUGUACAAUUAUGAAAGCAUUUAUCAAGUCAUUUCAUUAGUUAUGUGUGCGGGGACUUUAUAAGCAUAGCGGCCAUGUUUUGUUUCGUUUGCCAUAUAUUUGAAGACGUGAUGUGUAAGAAUAAUAAGACAGUAUCCUUUUUUUUUUUUUUAGAUGUACAGUAGAUGAUUUUUAUUUUUCCAUUUUACCUGUUGUGUUUCUGUUCUUCUCUAAGACAUCACUUGUGAUCCCAGCUGAGAACGGUGCUGACUUUACGAUGUUAUCAUUGCCUUGUGUUGUUUUAAUUUGCCUUUUUCAUGCUGAAGUGAGUAUUGUGUAUAUAUGACUUUUUAAUACAUGAUAAGUAAAGACCAUACACACAUA
Mugil cephalus (flathead mullet) is the source of this 3537-nucleotide messenger RNA. RefSeq names its product exostosin glycosyltransferase 2 (gene ext2). The transcript is spliced from 15 exons. Gene Ontology annotation, cellular component: membrane. Gene Ontology annotation, molecular function: glycosyltransferase activity. Lineage: Eukaryota; Metazoa; Chordata; Actinopteri; Mugiliformes; Mugilidae. The record is from RefSeq and is a predicted model, not a curated record. The coding region runs from base 187 to 2346 and encodes 719 amino acids.